Oreochromis aureus is the source of this 4387-nucleotide messenger RNA. RefSeq names its product diacylglycerol kinase, zeta b (gene dgkzb). The transcript is spliced from 33 exons. Gene Ontology annotation, biological process: intracellular signal transduction; diacylglycerol metabolic process; lipid phosphorylation. Lineage: Eukaryota; Metazoa; Chordata; Actinopteri; Cichliformes; Cichlidae. The record is from RefSeq and is a predicted model, not a curated record. Bases 480 to 3533 code for a protein of 1017 amino acids. Gene Ontology annotation, molecular function: protein binding; ATP-dependent diacylglycerol kinase activity. Gene Ontology annotation, cellular component: nucleus.
GAGCUGAGAUAAAAAGUAAAGAGAAGAGAGCAGAGACGCGACUCCGAGGAGAGGAACGGGAGCAGCAGCUGGUCAGCAGAGAGGGAGGAGAGCGAGAAGGAGAGAAGGAGAGAAGGGAGGAGGAGCUCCUUCCACACUGAAGCGUUUGUUUCUCUGUCAAACUUCCUGGAAAUGGAGCUGUGCUCAGAGGAGCGCAGACAGGCUUCCUCGGGCUGAGAGGGUUAAGAGGAGGAAGGAAGCCAGUUUAGAGUGAAGCUGCCCCCACCUCCUCUGCCUCCUGCUCCUCCACCUCCCUCCUCCUGUCACAAAGAGAAGCGUCGAUCUUUGCUUCCUGCUGCUGAGAGGAGACGUGCGGAGGUCUGCAGCUGAAGCACUUCCUGUGUUUGUGAGGGUGGAAAGUUGCGCGUGGAAAGUUAAGUGGCUGUGGCGAUGGCCGGCGGCAGCUCGGAGCUGAUCCCAGAGCAGCACUGAGCGUGAGCAUGGAGGAGCAGCCACCACCGCCGCAGGAGGAGGAGGAGGAGGAGCAGCACGCUCCGCUGCAGGAUGGAGGAGAGGAGUCCACCUCCACGUCCUCCGCCUCGAACGCAGAGCUCCCCCGGGCUCCCCCGCCCCCCCCCUGCCAGCACAACAGCAGGACCUUCACAGGUCUGAGGAUCUUCUGCAGGAGGAGGAAAGCCAUCUCGAAGUCGGGUGCGCAGCACGCCGGGACUCCGGCCAACGUGUCGACGUCCAGUCUGAGCGAGUCGCCGCAGGAGCUGAGCAGCACCGUCGACUGGAGCGAUAACGCCCAGUACGGCGACCACAUCUGGUUUGAGACCAGUGUCUCCGGAGACUUCUGCUAUGUUGGAGAGCAGUACUGCAUCGCCAAGUCUCUGCAAACAGACAAAGGGAGGAAGAAAUGCGCCGGGUGUAAGAUCUCAGUGCACACCGUGUGCUUGGAGCAGCUGGAGAAGAUUAAUUUCAGGUGCAAGCCGUCGUUCAGGGAACCCGGAUGUCGAGCCGUUCGAGAGUCCAACGUCGUCCGGCACCACUGGGUCCACCGGAGGCGCCAGGCGGGCAAGUGUCGACAGUGUGGGAAGGGCUUUCAGCAGAAGUUUGCCUUCCACAGCAAAGAGAUCGUCGCCAUCAGCUGCUCGUGGUGCAAACAGGCGUAUCACAACAAGGUGACAUGCUUCAUGCUGCAGCAGAUCGAGGAGUGCUGCUCUCUGGGCGCUCACGCCGCAGUCAUCGUCCCGCCCACCUGGAUCAUCAGGGUCCGCAGGCCACAGUCGUCGCUGAAGUCCAGUAAGAAGAAGAAGAGGACGUCACUGAAGUGCAACAAGGCGAGCAAGAAGGGCGGAGAGGUCCAAGAUGGCCGCUGGAAGCCCUUCCUGGUGAAGCCCCUCCCCUCUCAGCUCAUGAAGCCUCUGCUGGUGUUUGUGAACCCAAAGAGCGGUGGGAACCAGGGAGCAAAGAUCAUCCAGUCCUUCAUGUGGUACCUGAACCCGCGGCAGGUGUUCGACCUGACGAAGGGCGGCCCCAAAGAGGGGCUGGAGCUGUACGCCAAAGUGCCCAACCUGAGGAUCCUGGCCUGUGGGGGGGACGGCACCGUGGGGUGGAUCCUGUCUGUUUUGGAUCAGCUGAAGCUCCGCCCUCAGCCUCCUGUGGCCAUCCUGCCACUGGGGACUGGCAACGACCUGGCAAGGACUCUGAACUGGGGAGGAGGCUACACUGACGAACCGAUAACGAAGAUCCUCUCGCACGUGGAGGACGGCAACAUUGUGCAGCUGGACCGAUGGAACCUGAACGUGGAGGCAAACCCAGAGGCGCGGCCUGAGGACCGCGACGAACACCAGACAGACAAGCUCCCCAUCGACGUCUUCAACAACUACUUCAGUCUGGGCUUCGACGCUCACGUCACACUGGGCUUCCAUGAAUCCAGAGAGGCCAACCCCGAGAAGUUUAACAGCCGCUUCAGGAAUAAGAUGUUCUACGCAGGGACGGCCUUCUCAGACUUUCUGAGCGGGAGCUCCAAAGACCUCGCCAAGCACAUCAGAGUGGUGUGCGAUGGGACGGACCUCACAGCCAAAAUCCAGGACCUGAAGCUGCAGUGUCUGCUCUUCCUCAACAUCCCCAGGUACUGUGCCGGCACCACGCCGUGGGGGAACCCCAGCGAGCAUCAGGACUUUGAGCCUCAGCGGCACGACGACGGCUGCAUCGAGGUCAUCGGCUUCACCAUGACGUCUCUGGCCACCCUCCAGGUGGGCGGUCAUGGUGAACGCCUCCACCAGUGUAAGGAAGUGACCCUCACCACCUUUAAGUCCAUCCCCAUGCAGGUGGACGGCGAGCCCUGCAAGCUGGCACCGUCCGUCAUUCACAUCAGUCUGCGGAACCAGGCCAACAUGGUCCAGAAGGCCAAGAGGAGGAUCUCCAUGCCCCAUCUCAAUGAUCAGCAGCCUGUUCCAGAGAAGCUCCAGAUCAGGGUGAACCGGAUCAGCAUGGCGGCGUACGAGGCCCUGCAUUAUGACAAAGACCAGCUGAAGGAGGCGUCUUUGCCGCUGGGAGUCAUCACCGUCCCCGGAGACAGCGAUCUGGAGACCUGCCGCCUGCACAUCGACCGUCUGCAGGACAACCUGGAGCAGGACGGCGAGGCGAUAAAAGGCGAGAGUCUGUCCUCUCAGAAGCUCUCCAUGAAGUGGUGCUUCCUCGACUGUACGACGGCGGAUCGUUUCUACAGGAUCGACCGGGCUCAGGAGCACCUGAACUACGUGACAGAGAUCUCUCAGGAGGAGCUCUACAUCCUGGACCCGGAGCUGGUCUCCAAGGAGACGGUGGGCACCUCCCCCAGCAUGCCUGACCUGGUGGACUCGGAGGAGCACCAAGACCAGCAGUUCGCUUUCCCCUGCUCGCCGUCCUCCCCCACCUCCCCUACCUCGUCACACAGAUCCCGAGACCAGAGGAAGAGGAUCUCCAGCGACAGCUCCGUGGUCGAUGCUUUGACUCAGAGCUCCCCUAAGACCGCCCUCUGCAGGCGAGGAGCAAAGAUUAUCAAUGUGCAUCGCUCCAACACGGCCGCGGCUGAUUUCAGACCCGUCAUUAGACCUCCUGCUGCUACCUCACACGACCCUGAAAAAGAUGCAGAGCUGAUCAGCUGCAUCAAGAAUGAAAACCUGGACCGGCUCCGAGAGCUCCACCAGCAGGGGGCGGACCUCCUGCUGCAGGAUGGAGACGGCUGCACGCUGCUGCAUCACGCUGUGGAGGCCGGCUGCAAAGACAUCGUCAAGUACCUCAUCGACAACGUGCCCACGUCCCAUUUGGAUGUCACCGAAAAAGAGACAGGGGAGACGGCGCUCCAUAAAGCCGCCACUUCCUGUCAGAGGAGCAUCUGCAAAUACCUGGUGGAGGCCGGAGCGUCGCUCAUGAAGACAGACCUACAGGGGGAGACUCCUAGACAGCGCGCCGCCAACGCCAACGACCCGGAGCUGGCUGAUUAUCUGAAGAGCUGCCAGCAUUACCAGAUGAUCCAGCGAGAGGACCAGGAGACGACCGUGUGACCUCCCGCCCUCCUUCGUAUUUAUCUGCAUCCUCUGCAGACAGACGGCCGGGUGACAGACUCGGCGUAGACGGCAACGUAUCAGAUCGUGCUUCUUGUCUGCUGUGUGGGGGCAGGACGAGUGAUAGUUGUGUUUUUGUCCAAACGCCUGAAAAUCCUCCAAACUACCCACCGUAACAACGUAACAACAUAAACACGUCUGGACACUAAAACAAAGUCAAACUAGUUUCCUCUUCAGGCCACAAAGACUCCCAGAUCUGGUUCAAACUGCAUUUUGAAUACGUCUUUAUCGACUGAACAUUAGCGGUCUGACCUCCGCGUGAAGACGCGCGACGGCGAACAGUGGCGGCUUUCAUCCGUCUGCAGCUGAACGCUUUCGCCGCAUCACAGAAAAGCUGCAAACGUGUCUUCUUUAAGCUUCUAGUGACCUUUUGGAUGUAUUUGUUUACUGGACAGAAAUAAGUGUUUGGAUAUUUAACUUAGGCUCACUCAGCUUAUUUAUGAAGUCUUUGUAGAGAUGUAACAGAUUUUGUUUGUGAUCAAACUGAAUUUUAGAGAUUUUAGUCACAUACGAGCGUAUUUUUUGUAACUUGUCGGCGUGUCACAUGACUGUAAAGCGCGUGGCUGCCAGCGCCAUGCUUUCUGUGAUGUGUUUAAAUAGCUGAGACGCCCAGUAGACUCGUCAGUGUUGGAAACAUUAAGCUGAAGCCAGACUCUGCCAAAGCAGUCACGCCCGUAUGAUUAAUAAUCACCUUUAGAUAGCAGGCAGGAUGACAUGAUGCUGUAUGAUAUUCAACUAAUAACUGUUUGGUUUGAUCAUUUCUGAGAGACCUGCAAUAAAGCAUGUCAGCAACA